Formica exsecta is the source of this 516-nucleotide messenger RNA. RefSeq names its product proline-rich protein HaeIII subfamily 1-like. The record is from RefSeq and is a predicted model, not a curated record. The transcript has a single exon. NCBI's taxonomy places the organism in Eukaryota, Metazoa, Arthropoda, Insecta, Hymenoptera, Formicidae. The coding region runs from base 1 to 516 and encodes 171 amino acids.
AUGAGUCAACCCGACGACAUCCUAGCUGCGAUCAACGAGCUAUUAGACGACCCGCUGUUCGCCUACGAUCCGCCGCUGCCAGGACCGUCCGACCAGCAAAAACCGCCGCCGAGCAGCCGUCCGCCAAACGGGCCAGCCACCCGACCGCCGAGCCGACCGCCAAGGAUCGGCACGCUGAUCCAACGCUCCGACAGGGUCAAUCAGCGAAAGAUGGAGCAGCUGAUGCAAGCACCGCCACCACCACCGGCCCGUCCGCGCCGACCGGCAACCGCACCGGCCCGCACAAAACCGCGGGAAACUACCACCAGCGAAGACCAGCCGCCUCAAUUACUGAUGCCGACGGGACCACUACCGCCACCGCCGAUCCGAGUACAGGUGGAACCCGGCAUCAUAUUUGAUGUACUACAUUUCGCGGUACACGUAUCGCGCAAAUACAAGGUUCGAUCAUUCCAAGGGCAUUGGGUAAUGCGCUUCUCCAAGACAGUAAGACGCCUGGAAAACCGCCUAGAUCCUUAA